Molecule: messenger RNA, 975 nt
Organism: Aspergillus welwitschiae
Lineage: Eukaryota; Fungi; Ascomycota; Eurotiomycetes; Eurotiales; Aspergillaceae
Product: pyridoxal phosphate-dependent transferase
Exons: 7
Coding region: 1-975 (324 amino acids)
Biological process (GO): L-aspartate biosynthetic process
Cellular component (GO): cytosol
Molecular function (GO): pyridoxal phosphate binding; L-aspartate:2-oxoglutarate transaminase activity
Source: RefSeq, a predicted model, not a curated record
AUGGAUUCUACCGCUAUACGGGAGAGUCGGGUCGCCUCCUGUCAAGCAUUAUCGGGUACUGGUGCACUGCAUGUGGCAGGAAUGAUGCUCAUGCGGACAUCUAUUUGUGAUCAAACUGGAUACAUCACCAAUCCGAGCUGGUCCAACCACAGGCAGCUUUUCGAAUCAGUAGGCUUCUCAGUCCGAGAAUUCAACUAUGCCUCAAGUAGUGGUGUUGAUAUGCAAUCACUAUUUCGAGCGAUGACCGAAGCAGAUCCGAUGUCGAUUUUUGUUCUUCAUGCUAGUGCACACAAUCCAAGUGGCUGGGAUCCUACGCCAGAACAAUGGAGAAAGAUUGGCGCUCUCAUGAAGGAGAGAAGGCUAUUCCCUCUUUUUGACGCUGCGUACUUGGGAUUGACGUCUGAUAACUACGAUGAAGACGCCUACGCAAUCCGGUACUUUGCGGAGGAGCUCAAUCUUGAGAUGGGUGUCUGCAUUUCCUUCGCCAAAAGCAUGGGAAUGUAUGGUCAAUCUGUGCUUUCCCUUCCAGUAUCUACUCUCACUCACACCAUCGCCACGAACGUCGAGUCAAAUUUGGCCCAGUUGAUCCGCUGCGAUAUAUCUAAUCCCCCAGCAUUUGGUGCUCGUAUCGUCGCUACGGUUCUCGGAGAUGGAGGCCUCUUCUCUCAGUGGCAGCGUGAUCUUGCGACGAUGAGCUCGCGCAUUACUGGAAUGAGGAAGCGGUUAUUCAGUGAACUGACGGCUUUAGGUACUCCGGGCGAUUGGAAGAAAUUAACACAGCAGAAAGGCAUUAUUUGCGUGCUUGGUCUCACACCCGACCAAGUUCAUUACCUGAAAAAAUUUCAUCACAUUUACAUGGCUGAAAGCUCCAGAAUCUCUAUAGCCGGGCUCAACGAAGGCAAUGUGCGCUAUGUGGCCGAAUGUAUCCAUCAAAUCACCUCUGAUUUCGAAUUUUGGGAUGUACAUUGUACCUGA